GCAGGUCAAGAGUCAGGGGACACAAGUCAGUGUGUCCCUGCGCGUCUCAGGUCCUCAGUGAGGAGGAUGCAGAGUAACAUCUACAGGCAACAGGAUGAGCACUUUGAGGUGUACACCACCGUCCUCUCCCCACAAGUGCCCCGGGGACGAUGUCAGUUCAGGCAGGCAGAAGUUGAGAAGAUGGUGGUGAAGCGCAGCUACAAGCCCCAUUGGCCAGACGAGCUCCAGUUGACCCGUGGUGAGGUCAUCCUGGUGCUGUUUAAGGGUGAGGAGACCAGGUGGUUUGGGCGGCUGCAGGAUGGACAACAGGGGUACUUCCCUGCCUCCCAUGUCGUAGAGCUGAGUGACCAGGAAGAUGAGCCCGGGAAGGAUGUCGACCGUUUAGCGAGACGGAGUUCAGCUCCGGCCACAUAUGCAGGUGGUUCUGGCCCCCUCAGGCUCCAGGCUCUCCGCAGAGCCAGCAGAGCAGCGGCGGGAGGCGGGCCAGAAGGGUCCGAGAGGGAGGGGGAGGGUCCCAUCCUGAUACUGAACUCCCAAAUCUCCCUCCCCGACGGGAAGACUCAGCCCGUGCCGCCGCCGCCGCCGCCGCCGCCGCCGCCAAAGGCACACGACUCCCCGGGCUUCCUGCGCAGGAUCCUGUCCAAGCACCGGCGGAGGAGUGUCUGCCGCGGGUCCACCAACACCGGCUACCUGGCUGACUAGGCGGGGCCGGCCGGGGGAGAGGAAGGAGGAGGGGCACCGGGACGCCCGGCGACCAUUUUUGUAAAUGGACCGCGUUCUGGACCCAGGUAGGGUUGCCAUGGCUACAGCAUCGUUGCUAGUCCUCUGGAGGAGGGUGGAACAGCUCCACUAACCUCUUCCUCUGGGUUCAAGAAAAAUCCAGCGUUCAUGAUUAAGAUGUGACACUGGGCAAAGCCGUCCAUUAUGGGGUUUAGUGUGUGUGUGUGUGUGUGUAUGUGUGUAUGAGGGGGUGGGGGGUUUCAUUAACAGUGGGAACGGUUUACAGUAUGGUUAUAUUUUAAAAACUGUUUAAAAUGUUUAAACCAGCCAAAUAAUGUUUAAUGAGUUUUUCUGUUCCUUGUUAUGCUGUAUUGUAUUUUUUAGCAACUAUGAUGUUCUUAUGCCACCUGCACUAAAUAUAAAUUGAUGUAUUUCUUUUUGACUAAA
This is a messenger RNA of Esox lucius (northern pike), 1167 nucleotides long. RefSeq lists its product as uncharacterized. The record is from RefSeq and is a predicted model, not a curated record. Lineage: Eukaryota; Metazoa; Chordata; Actinopteri; Esociformes; Esocidae. Gene Ontology annotation, molecular function: protein binding. Bases 67 to 702 code for a protein of 211 amino acids. The transcript has 5 exons.